Messenger RNA from Auanema sp. JU1783, 1227 nucleotides. The record is from the annotation of a GenBank genome assembly. NCBI's taxonomy places the organism in Eukaryota, Metazoa, Nematoda, Chromadorea, Rhabditida, Rhabditidae.
AUGAUUUUCAUCUUACUUUCAAUCGCACUACAUUUAUCAGAUGGAGCUAAUAUAUUGAUUCACAAUCCAACAAUCGGACAAAGCCAUAUCCGAUUUUUGGGUAACAUGGCUGAUACAUUAUCAAGAGCCGGUCAUAACGUGACUGUACUCUCUGUGGAAAUCGAUCCUCUUCUACAUCCGUUUGGUACACAAGAAAGAAAUGUUCAUAAAAUUCAUGUACCCGUCAACACAGAUCCUGAGUUAUACAGGGAAAUACACACAAAUAUUCAAAAUGUAUGGUCAGAUAAAGAAAUAAAACCGUUCCAGCUUAAAGAGUUCGAACUGUUUUUCGAUUCUCUUAUGGAUGCUUACAAAGUAAUUUUGAACAAUGGCACUCUUAUGGAUUCAUUGAAAAAUUCUAAAUUCGACGUUGCUAUUCAUGAGUACUACGAAAUUGGAUCAGUUGCACUAAUGGAGGCGUUUGGGAUAUCAAAAACUAUUCUGGCUUCAGCUAUAGGAGAUGUUGCUCCUUAUACUUACGAUAUCACUGGAAUCCCAACGUUUACUUCGUUCGUUCCGAUCUGGGCUACUAUUUAUGAUGAUCAAAUGGGCUUCUGGGAAAGAGUGGAUAACAUGGAGAAAACGUAUGAGCUGAGACGAUUUUCUGUUAAGAUGGAGGCCAAAGUGCAGGAAGUAUUUGAACAAUAUAUUCCAAAGAACACAGAUAUAAGAACACUCUUCUUAAAAAAGUCCGGGAUGAUAUUAGCUAAUGUAAAUGAGUUUACUCAGACUCCGCGACCAAUAUCCAGUAUGAUUCAGUUUGUAGGUGGUGGUCAUUUAUAUCCAACGAAGCCACUAAAAAAGGAACUCAGCGAUUUAUUGAAUGAAAGAAAGUAUAACGUUCUUUUCUCUUUAGGAACUUUUGUUAGAAUUUGCGAGUCGCCUAUACAAAUCAAGAAGCUUUUUGCCGAAGCAUUCUCUAGUUUAAAAGAUGUAACGUUCAUCGUCAAGUAUGAGAACUGCACAAGUAAUUCCUUCGACUUCAAUUCUUACGAGAAUAUAGUUGCUAAAACAUGGCUUCCUCAGACAGAUCUUCUUGGAGAUGAUAGAAUACACUUGUUCAUUACCCAUGGCGUUAAAGUUGGCUCCACUUUAAUGAUUGAUAGAAGGUUCAUCUCAAAAGAACAUCUCGCCGAUAGCAUAAGAAGUUUAUUAGAUUCUCAAAAGUACUUGUUUCUAGUGAAAUAG